UUCGUGUGGCCGCGGGAGAAAUUGUCUGUUUCUUUUUAAUGUGAUAUAUAAGUACAUGGAAGGGGAAGUCCCUGUGCAUGCAUGGAUGUGUGUGAUUCAUAUUUUGUUAUCAGCGUGACGUGACAAGUGCCAUUAGUGCAAGUGCAACGUGUGUGUAUAACUUGUCCACCCUAACCUAGUACUGUUUCCUCUUGAGGAUAAUAUAAUCGGUAAGGCAAGUGUGCAAAACCAAAUAAAAAUGUUUAAAAAGUGUUUGGAAGAGGGUGUUUUCCUUAAUCAAUUAGGAUACCAUUGUACCUUGUGCAAUUUCGAGACCUGUCGGCCAAGCUAUGAAAUGAUAGAACAGCACUUCAAGAGCAAGAGCCACCAAGAUAUGUUGGAUAAACAUCGCGUCCUUCUGACGCAACAGAAUAGAAACUCGGUUUGUGAUACAAUGAAUACAAUGCAACGCAAAUUGUUAGUUAACAAUCGUGUCACGUUCAGCAAUACCGUUAACAGAGAUUUCACUUUUACGUGUCAUGCGUGCAACUGUGCUGUAUAUGGUAUGAUGAAUCUACUAAGCCAUAUUGAGGGGAAGAAGCAUAAACGUGCAUUAAAAGAUAAAGUAAAUCUUGGGACUGAGGAAAAUGCGGCAACUAAUCAACAGAAGGUAGCAAGUGAGUGUUUUACUUUUUCUCAGAAGAAGGCUUUUUGCAAAAUUUGCUGCUACUACAUGUCAUCUUCGAAAACUAAUGAGCAUGCUCUAUCUCGUUUGCAUAAGCAUCAAGUUAUGACAAAAGAAUCUAAUCAUUUGAGUAAUAAUUUAAUGGAAGUUGAUAGUAACUAUUAUACCCAUGCUGCUCAAAGCACAAGUAAAAAGAGUUCCACUGCAAAAACUUGGAAUUCUUUAGUAAACAAGCCAGUACAGACUCCUACACAGGAUAUUUUCAAAGAAAAUCACACUGUAACUCACGUUAAUCAGUGGAACCUUAAUAAACAGUUGGAUAAUCUAAUAAAGUCAGAACCCAAGAAAUUAACCAGCAAUUCUUUAGUAAACAACACUUCUACAGACGAUGCUUUUGAAGAAAAUCACUCUGCAACUCAAGUAUCUCAAUCAAACCUUAAUAAGAUGUUGAGUAAUCUAGGAAAGUCAGGCUCCAAGAAAUCAGCCAAAGAUUCUUUAGUAAACAUGAAGCCAGUGCAUAUGCCUACAAAGGAUGUUUUAAUAAAAAAUCACACUGGAAGUCAAGUAACUCAAUUGGGCCUUAAUAAAAUGUUGAAUAAUCUAAUGAAAUCAGAUUUGAACAAAUUAACACACAAGGCACGUCCACAUUCAUCCAAAUUUAUAAUGUCAAAAUCAUUUCAAGAAAAACAAGUUUUUACUAAAAACAAUUUACUAUUUGGUAAUCAGUACAUCGAACUUUGUAUUGAACCUGGGCCUAACAAUAUGUACAACCUAAAUUCCAACAAAAUUUUCUUGCUCAAGCUAGGAGUCAGUUUGAUGUUUCCUUUGAAACCACCUGAAACAUUAUGCUUCCCAUGCAAUAAGAUACUUCCCAUUGCCAAGAAUCUUAUAUAUGAACAUCUGCAUGACUCUGAACACAUUAAAAACAUCAGAACGAUGGUGGACAAUGAUAAAACCUUUGUUGAUUUUCCUGAACAAUUCAGUGAUCUUAAAUUAGCUAAGCAGUACAUGUUUCAAAAGUGUGAUGAAUUUAUCCACUGUUAUGCUUGUGAAACGAAUAUCAAAGAUGACACCACCACUAUUAAUUUGCACAUUAAAAUGGCAGGCCACGUCGAGAAGGCUCAAGAUUGGAAAAAUUCUGCAAAACAGCUAUCAGACGAAAUUUACAACCUGCUUGAAAAUGUUUGGUACUAUUCACAGAAGUUUUUAUGCUUGGUAUGUGACACAAAGUACAAUUAUGAGAUGGAUUUCGUCGCACAUUUGCAAAUGGCAGUUCAUCUAUCCAAAGUGUAUAAAUUGAGUCAAAAAAAUGUGACUUUGAAAUUUGACUUCUGUCCUGUCUGUAUAACUUUCUGGUUUGGUAAAACCGAUGCAUACAAAGUACAUUGCGAAAGUUUGUAUCACAGACGUUUUACAGACAACGGUGAUUUCACAGAGUCUAAAAUGUCAUGUAAAACCAUCGAUCUAUUGGAAAAUGCAGAAAUGAAAGUCGAUAAUUUGAUAAAGAGGUCUGAUGAGACUAUUUUUGAAAAAGGCAGUGAGCUUGAGUUGCUGAAAGAUAUCGAGAAUACAGUCAAGUUCAUAUACCCCCAUGCAACUGCUUACACUUUUGGAUCAAGAAUAUCCAACUUGGGUUUUCCAACCAGUGAUGUAGACGUUUUUUUAGACUGCCAAAAUAAGUAUCAUGAAAUUUCAAGUCAAACAGCAGCUCAAAAAAUAUUGUUAACGAUUGAGACAGUUUUUGAAGAUUAUCCAAAUAUUUGGAUCAUUGAUGAAGUUUUAUUGGAUACCCGAGUACCUAUUUUAAAACUGCGACACAUACCUGCCAGCUUGAAAUGUGAUAUAUCUGUUACCAAUGGUCUUGGUGUUGAAAAAUCCACACUUGUCGGGAAGUAUAACCAAGCUUAUCCCAUCUGUCGUCAGCUAAUCCUGUAUUUAAAGGAAUGGCUAACUAGCUGCAAACUAGCUGGAUCUGAAUGUAUCACAACAUUUGCCAUCUGUUGGUUUGUUAUUUUUUAUUUGCAAACCAAAAAAAUUUUACCAAGUGUACGGAAAUUAAUUGAUCUGAAGAAUCGUUCUAACGUCGUCGAUGGAUGGGAGUGUGGUUUUCCUGAAUCAGUAGACGUUACUCCUUCAAACUCAAGUUUCAAGGAUCAUCUCAAAGGUUUUUUCUCGUUCUAUGCAAAUUACGAUUACAGAACAAGCAUUUUAUGCCCAUACAUAGGUAAAUCAAUGAAAAAAAGCACCUUUGCGCGUCCUGAGUCGUUGCCGACAGAAUUUGCUUUGUACAAACAACGUUUGAAAUCAGACGAACUCUCGAUCUUUCGUUUUGAUUCACCCAUGUGUAUUCAGGACCCAUUAGAUUUGUCACAAAACAUAACAAAAGCUGUAAAAAAGUCACAGGUGCGUUGUUUCAAACAGUAUUGUGCGGAAAGUUACAACUUAAUUAAACAAUCAUAGACAUUUUGGUGAGAUUUGUGCAACUUGUCAGUAUAAUAGAGAUUUAAGUAAACUUCAAAAAUUGUUACAAAAUAUAUAAGCAGCUUAUCAAUCGUUGUAUGAUUAAAAAAAUUAUUUUA
Messenger RNA from Copidosoma floridanum, 3243 nucleotides. RefSeq lists its product as uncharacterized. Lineage: Eukaryota; Metazoa; Arthropoda; Insecta; Hymenoptera; Encyrtidae. Gene Ontology annotation, molecular function: RNA uridylyltransferase activity; nucleic acid binding; zinc ion binding. The record is from RefSeq and is a predicted model, not a curated record.